CGGCUGAAAACGGAGGGCUAAAGGAUGUUUGAACAUUGUUUACGGACAUACAAAGGAAUACGAUCAAUUUAGCUGCUGUUCCUGUCUCAGAGCGACUUGUUGUGAUUCCUCGGGCUGUUUCUCAAUGUCUGCGCAGUGUUUCUAAACGGGAGUAUGUAAUGGUGAAAAGUGAUCAACCGGACCUGGGUCACUGUCAAGCAGCUGGAUCUGUAAGGAAAGGCAGCCAGAGGAGAAGAGGGAAGCCCUGCGUUUGGAAGGAACAGCCCUGAAGAUGCUCCAGACUGGAAACUACUCAUUGGUGCUGCUCGUCCAGCUGACACUGUUGGCCUAUGACCUCUUUGUCAACUCUUUUAGUGAACUUCUGAGGGGAGCUCCUGUCAUCCAGCUUGUGCUUUUCAUCAUCCAGGACAUUGGCAUCCUGUUCAAUGUGAUCAUCAUCCUCCUGAUGAUGUUCAACACCUACGUGUUCCAGGUCGGCCUGGUGUCGCUGCUGUUGGAGCGAUUCAGGGCGCUGCUCUUCUUCUCCGCUCUUUACCUGACACUCAGCAUCUGCUUCCACGUUUGGGUCUUGAAUUUAAGAUGGCUCGACUCCAACAGAUUUGUUUGGACAGAUGGCCUUCAGGCUCUGUUUGUUUUCCAGAGAACAGCGGCUGUGUUGUAUUAUUAUUUAUACAAACGGACAGCGGAGUACAUGGGAGACCCCAGGCUGUACGAGGACUGUCUGUGGCUGCGUGACGCCUUUGCCAGAGCACGUCAGUGAAGAAGGGAAAGCUUGGAGAGCAAAGAGAAGCCCAUACUGUAUUGCUACACAAGAUAUCAGCAUCACCAGCUUUUUUUUUAAUAACACAUUUCACACUUGGACAUUCUUUAUGCUACAGAGCAUAUAUAACAAAACAACGGGUUGAUGUUCAACUCUGAUGGAACUCACAAACUCAAAGUGUGUUUGUUUGUUUGCUCUUGAGAGCCAAGCAGGCAGCCGGUUAAAAGGUUUACAAUGGGAGGUAAGCCAAGCAUGGCAUGUCCAGUAUUGUAUUAAUCAGGAUUGAGUCUGGUAAUCUAUGUGGCCUUGUAGACCAGUUUGACUCGCAGACAGAAUGCCACACACUGAAAGGAUGUCAAAGGACUGUUGUGAAUUGCCUCCCGUGCCAGAUUGGUUUUGAUCUGUACCCACAAACAAUAUUCAAAAAUGUGUGGCAUAAAAAAAAAUCUAUUGUGGUCUACACAGUUUGAUUAUAUUGCCUUAUGUAACUUUAGUAUGUGUCUGUUUACAUGGCAAUUUCUUUUUAUUGAGCCAAUUUUCAUGUGUACCUUGUUGUCUUUGAGCGGGGAUCUUUAAGUUGUGUUCCCGCUGUUUUUAUUAAAUAAUCCUUUUCUAAUUCCGGUGUAAUCCUUCAUCACUAGGGUAGUCGGUAUUAUCCUGGCGACAAGGUGAAACAGACUGCUCUAUUUUUAACGCAAAGAUUAAUCAGGGAUUGAGGUUUAAGGCGCUGCUAGUGAAAUGUACCACAAAUAGCCUUUAGUGUGUCAAAAUAAACCCGCUCUUCACAAGCUGUCAACAGGUUACGUGGCAGCGCACUUCGGGUUUGGUUUCUCAAAAGUCUACAUUUUAUAUAACGGUAAAUC
Molecule: messenger RNA, 1623 nt
Organism: Salarias fasciatus (jewelled blenny)
Lineage: Eukaryota; Metazoa; Chordata; Actinopteri; Blenniiformes; Blenniidae
Gene: tmem138
Product: transmembrane protein 138
Exons: 5
Coding region: 272-760 (162 amino acids)
Cellular component (GO): cilium
Source: RefSeq, a predicted model, not a curated record